UACUUCCCAUCUUCUUUUUCCAUACCUCAACUAAAACAAUCAAACAUGGCGAUUCAUCUCUCCGCUCUAACAAUCUCGAUCCUCGUAAUGGUCGUGUCCUCCGCCGCCGUAACAUCGGCGGCGGCAGAGGACAUGUCGAUUAUAAGCUACAACGAAAAACAUCACACGAUCGGCGCCGGUCGGACCGAUGACGAGGUCAUGUCUAUGUACGAAUCGUGGUUAGUUGAACACAAAAAAGUGUACAACGCUUUGGGAGAAAAAGAUAAACGGUUCCAGAUCUUUAAGGACAACCUUAAAUACAUCGAUGAACAUAACGCUAUGCCGGAGAAAAGUUAUAAGCUCGGUUUGACUAAGUUUGCUGAUCUGACCAACGAGGAGUAUAGGUCGGUUUAUUUGGGUACGAAGCCGGAUGCUAGUCGCAGGUUGUCGAGUAGACAAAGUGAUCGGUAUGCUCCGAAGGUCGGAGAUAGGUUGCCGGAAUCUGUUGAUUGGGUGAAGAAAGGUGUGCUUGUUGGUGUUAAGGAUCAAGGACAAUGUGGGAGUUGCUGGGCUUUCUCAGCAGUUGCUGCCAUUGAAGCAGUAAACAAAAUAAAGACUGGAGACUCGAUCUCUUUAUCCGAGCAGGAGCUAGUAGAUUGUGAUACUUCUUCUAACAAUGGUUGUGACGGUGGUCUCAUGGACUAUGCUUUUGAAUUCGUUAUCAAAAAUGGAGGACUAGACACUGAGGAAGAUUACCCAUAUACUGGCGAGGAUGGAAGAUGUGACCUAACAAGGAAAAAUGCCAAGGUUGUCACCAUUGACGGGUAUGAAGAUGUUCCUGCUAAUGAUGAAAACGCAAUGAAAAAGGCUAUUGCAAGUCAGCCUGUUAGCGUUGCUAUUGAAGCUGGUGGCAAAGACUUCCAGCACUAUAAAUCGGGCAUCUUUACUGGGAAGUGUGGCGCAGCAGUGGACCAUGGUGUGGUUGCAGUGGGAUAUGGUAGCGAAAAUGGCAUGGAUUAUUGGAUUGUGAGGAACUCAUGGGGUGCUUCCUGGGGAGAACACGGCUACCUCAGGAUGCAGCGUAACAUUGCUAACCCAAAGGGUUUGUGUGGUAUUGCUACAGUUGUUUCUUACCCUGUCAAGACAGGCCAAAAUCCCCCGAAACCAGCUCCAUCUCCUCCAUCGCCAGUCAAGCCACCUACUACUUGUGAUGAUAUGUACAGUUGCCCAUCAGGAACAACGUGUUGCUGUGUCUACGAGUACUAUCACAUGUGCUUUGCUUGGGGUUGCUGCCCUAUGGAAGGAGCUACUUGCUGUAAAGACCAUAACAGUUGCUGCCCACAUGAUUAUCCUGUCUGCAAUGUUAAAGCCGGCACCUGCUCAAUCAGCGAGAAUAACCCUCUUUCAGUCAAAGCAAUGUCACACAUUCUUGCCAAACCUAUUGGAUCCUUCAGCAAUCAGGGAAUGAAAAACACUAUCUCUUGAAGUGUCUCCAAUGGGAAUGCGCAAAUUCGCAGUGAAUUUGCAAAACCUCAUUUCCAGCUGAAAGUUUAUAGUUAUAGGUGAUUCCAAAAGCAGAGGAUAACAGAGUUGCUGCUGAUUUCUGUAUAGUGCUUCUUUAGUGCUUGUCACACAAUGCACUAGAACAAUAUUGAAACAAGAUUUCAUUGUUCUGCUGUUUCUGAUUUAUGUAAAUAUUUCCUUUAUUUCUUCAUCAGGGAUGACUAUCUGCUACUUUCACAAUGCAGUUUAUUAUUCCAUGUGAUGCUUCUACUUUCAUUUCACUAAUAAUAUCAAAGACUAUUGAUAAA
This is a messenger RNA of Solanum lycopersicum (tomato), 1790 nucleotides long. Its product is annotated as low-temperature-induced cysteine proteinase-like. The record is from RefSeq and is a predicted model, not a curated record. Gene Ontology annotation, molecular function: cysteine-type endopeptidase activity. Lineage: Eukaryota; Viridiplantae; Streptophyta; Magnoliopsida; Solanales; Solanaceae. Gene Ontology annotation, cellular component: lysosome.